UUAUACUGCCGUCCAAAUCCCACGACUGUUAUUUGUCCUAGAUUAGGUCCACCAAUAUGUAUGUUAUUCUUUUACUAAUAUUUUGUGUUUCCUGUGAAUUUGGACAAAUACACACUGGGGUGUCUAACCAGGAACUCCUACCUCGGGAAUGGAAUGAACUCGUAAUAUUUGUAAAUCAGAAAGUCGGCCAUUUUGAACGUCUGAUGAAUAUCAAAGACGGACACAUAGCUCAACUUAAAAGUGAACUACAGAACCAAAAUGUAGAGAUGAUGCAGUUAAAACAGGACGUGAGAUUACUUCAACUGGUGAAUUCUAAGCAUGCUGGAAUUCAAGGACAAACAACACCUACCUUAGAAUCGAAGUCGGACGUGUUCGCCAAUUUGGAGGACAUUAAUUCAUCGAAUCUGUUUACAUCACGUGAAAAUACACAUAGGACAAAAUUUAUCGUCAACGAAUCUCUUACAUCUGACAAACGCCACGACUACACAAAUACAUCGGCAGACGGUAUUUCUAUCCUUCAACGUGAAAACAUACAAAAUCCACACAUUGCACAACUCGGUACCCCUUCACUUGAUGACUAUAAACCACAAUGGACUUCCUCGAAGACGUUCCGCCAUCGCCGUGUUCAUUUGAAAGACACUGAGGUACAGGGAUUCCAACAAAAACGAGUAGCGACAGGACAGACGAUUGCCUUCCAUGCCUCGCUUUCACAUACUGUAGAUGCUAGUCCGCAUUCAACAGUUGUCUUUGACCAGGAACAGCUCGAUCAAGGAGACGGAUACAAUCCACUUGAUGGCAUCUACAGUGCCCCAGAGUCCGGAACCUACGUCAUUACUUGGACCCCAUGGCAGAUCGGCAUGCAUCAUUUCAGUCACAGCUGAUUGUAAAUGGCGUUGCACUAGGAAACUCGUUCACAGACGCAGACGAGGUUGGAGACUUGCACCAAACAUCUGCCACCACCGUACUGGCUCUCAGCAAGGGAGACCAUGUAUUUGUUCGUGUAGGUCACAUCGCGAGAGGUAAAAUAUCUACAGAAGUCUCAAAUCCAACAUUUUCGGGAUGGAAGACAAGUUAAGUUUCACAUUAAUAAAAACAAUGUUAUUAUUGGCAAAAUAGAAGUGCUUUAUUGUUUCUUAUGAACAUUUGUAAAAGAUGUUGUAAAGUUCCAAAUUCAUUCAAAAGGUGUGAUUGAUUGGGAAAUAAAGUGCUAUUUUUUAUUUUUUAUUUUUUUUUCACCGUUUAUCACAAACCUUGUCUGAGAAUGUGGCCCUGAAUUUAAACAGAAGUAUGAAUGCAGGAACUUAUCUAAAUAUUACAAUGCUUUCUUUCCUUUGAGCAAUUUUAAGUUAAGGGAUUUCCUUAAGUAAAGCAACAUUAAUGACGCUACAAUAGAACCAUAGGUCAGGUCUGAUGCACUAGGGAGACACUUGUCAUAAGGAAUGUAAGUAAGGAAACUGACAAGUAUAAUAGAGGUAUCCAAGGAGACACAAAAUUCAUAUCAGAUAUAACUACGGAGACACAAAAUUACCAGGUUUUACUGGUUGGAAAGAGAGAUUUAAGUGUGUCUCGAGGUUAAAAGUGCGCCUAUUUAGCGCAGACAAAUAUUAUUUGACUAAGGAGAAACCAGAAGCAUAAUAGAAUAGUUGCAAAGGGCGAUCUUCCAGAGGUGCAAAAGGCGAUUUAACAGGGAUGCAACGGACAACCUCUCCAGGAGUACAAAGGGCGUUCUUUCCAGGAGUUCAAAGCGCAAUCUUCAUGGGGUGAAAAGUGCGACUUUCCAGAGAUGCAGUGGUUGAUCUUUCAUAGAUGCAAAGAGCAAUCUUCCAGGAGUUCAAAGCGCGAUCUUCAAGUGGUGCAAAGGGCGACCUUCCAGAGAUGCAGUGGUUGAUCUUUCAAGGAUGCAAAGAGCACUCUUCCAGGGGCGCAAAGGGCGAUCUUCAAGUGGUGCAAAAAGUGAUAUAACAGAGAUACAAACGACGAUCUUACCAGGAGUGCGAAGGGCGACCUUUCAUGGAUGCAAAGCCCGAUCUUUAAAUGGGUGUAAAGGGCGGUCUUCCAGAGAUGCAAGUUGCGAUCUUCCAUAGAUGCAAAAAGCGAUCUACCUUGGGUGUAAAUGGUGGUAAAGGGCGAUCAUCCAGGAGUGCAAAGCGUGAGCUCCCAGGGGUGCAAAGAGCGAUCUUCCAUAGAUGCAAAAUGUGAUCUUUCAGGUGUGUAAAGGGCGAAAGUGAACGUUAUCCCUGGAGUCUCAAAGACGAUUAUGUACUGCUUAUUGUGUACAUUAUAUCUAAUGAAGUGGGCAAAUAUCCGAUUGAACAUAUCAGAACUCUUGAAGUAUCAUUAGUAUCAUCAAAAAGUCAUCAAAUCAGUAUAAUCGUUUGAAUUUGUCCGUUUAAUAUUGAGAGGGUAAUAUAUUGCUGAUUUGUAAUAAUACCAUGAACACUGAUAUUAGCUCUUAACAAAGAGACUAAAAUAUUUGCAACAUGUAUUGACCAAUCAGAAUGUUUCUUCCUUGUCACUGCAUUCAAAUCGUCUAAUAUGUUCCUAGACUGGAUUACCUGCCGUAGUUUUUCUACUCUCCGCUAGGCUUCGCAUCGAAAAUACAACUCAGUCUCAUGAGCGCAGCCUAGCGGAGAGAAAUAGUACUAAGGCAGGUAAAAUAAUCCAGUGUAAUUUUUUCUUAUGCAGAUGGGGAGACGACAGGAUAAGUAUUUGUUUUUGUAAAUAUUAUCCAUUUUAUUGUUCCUAAGCACAAACCAUUUUUACCCUCGCAUCGCACUCAUGGAAAACAUCGGUAAUAAGUUAUUUUUCAAAAUGUGUGUGUCAU
This is a messenger RNA of Pecten maximus, 2824 nucleotides long. RefSeq lists its product as uncharacterized. The coding region runs from base 57 to 881 and encodes 274 amino acids. Lineage: Eukaryota; Metazoa; Mollusca; Bivalvia; Pectinida; Pectinidae. The record is from RefSeq and is a predicted model, not a curated record. Gene Ontology annotation, molecular function: protein binding. The transcript has 3 exons.